This is a messenger RNA of Ambispora gerdemannii, 152 nucleotides long. The record is from the annotation of a GenBank genome assembly. NCBI's taxonomy places the organism in Eukaryota, Fungi, Glomeromycota, Glomeromycetes, Archaeosporales, Ambisporaceae.
AACAAUCUAAAAUUGGAUGAUGUCGAGGAACUUGCACAUGAUCCACAGAUGUCAACCUAUGAAACAAUAAAGAACGAAAAGAUUAAUGAAAGAUUCAGAAAAGAAAUUCUGGAAGAAGAGGCUUACCGAAAGCGUCACCAAACCCGAGUUAC